ACUCAGGCAGUGUGACAGAGUGUGUGUGAGCUUCAGUCUGAGGGAUUGGUGUGUGUGGAGGAGAAACAGUAAUGAUGAAGUGCUUGUAUCUUUUGUCUGUUGUGUUUCAAAUGGCUGCAGGCUGUGCUCUUUUUGACAAAAAUCUCACAGAAAUCACACAACACAAAGGACGUUCAGUGCUGUUACCCUGCUCCUGCUCUGACCUGCACUCCAAACCUCAGAAAUUCACCUGGAUGACCUUCAGAACAGGACAUUGGACUGAAGUGUUAAAUGAUGAACACUACCGUGGCAGAUAUCAGCUGUUUAAUAACAUUUCUCCUGCUAAUCUGUCACUACUCAUAUCUGACCUGAGAGAAGAAGAUGAGGGAGACUACAUGUGCAGCACUGAGAAGGAACACAGAGACAUUACUCUUUAUGUUAAAGGCUGUGAGCUGGUGAAUAAGACCGUGGUAGAGAAGGUAACUGGGUUCAUAGGAGAGUCUGUAGUUCUGCCCUGCAGCUGCACUGAACUACAGGACGACCCGAAGAGGGUAACAUGGGAGUUUAAUAAAAACAAUCACUUUCAGGAAAUUUACUCUAAACAGACUGGACAUCACAGUAACAGAGUGAAACUGGUCAGUAAAAACCCUCCAGGAAACCUCUCUCUACUUAUAACAGACCUGACUGAAGAGGACCAGGGACUCUACAGAUGUAAUGAACAGUAUGAUAGUAGAGAUCUGAGUCUGUCUGUUAAAGUAAGAACAAGAGAAACUUCAAAGCAAUCGAGAAAACCAGACACAACACCUCCACCAGAACAGCCUCAGCGUAAAACAACAACUUCGCUGCCUGCAUCAUCCUCAACAACAGAAGGGGGCAGUGUAGAGUCAUCUACAGAGGCAGGCUGUGCUCUUUCUGUUAAAAAUAACACAGAAAUCACACAAUACAAAGGAGGUUCAGUGCUGUUACCCUGCUCCUGCUCUGACCUGCACUACAAACCUCAGAAAUUCACCUGGGAGACCUUUAGAACAGGACCGCUGACUGAAGUGUUAAAUGAUGAACACUACGGUGGCAGAUAUCAGCUGUUUAAUAACAUUUCUCCUGCUAAUCUGUCACUAUUAAUAUCUGACCUGAGAGAAGAAGAUCAGGGAUACUACAGGUGUAGCACUGGAUUACAGGAAUACAAAGACAUCAGGCUUAAUGUUAAAGGCUGUGAGCUGGUGAAGAACACAGUGGUAGAGGAGGUGACUGGAUUCACAGGAGAGUCUGUAGUUCUGCCCUGCGUCUGCGCUGACCUACAGAACGACCCGAAGAGAGUAACAUGGAAGUUUAAUAAAAACAAUCACUUUCAGGAAAUUUACUCUAAACAGACUGGAAAUCACAGUAACAGAGUGAAACUGGUCAGUAAAAACCCUCCAGGGACACUCUCUCUACUCAUAUCAGACCUGACUGAAGAGGACCAGGGAUUCUACAGAUGUUCUGCACAGGAUGAUCACAGAGAUCUGAGACUGUCUGUUAAUGUAGGAAGAAGAGAAACUUCAACACAAUCGAGAAAAACAGACAAAACAUCUCCAUCAGAACAUCCUCAGAGUAAAACAACAACCUCACCACCUUCAUCCUCAACAACACAAGUUGGAAGAAAAAAACCUUUAACACAAUGGAGGAAACCAAACAAAACACCUCCAUCAGAACAGCCUCAGAGUAAAACAACGACUUCUCCACCUGCAUCAUCCUUGACAACACCAGAACAUGAUAAACAGCAGCCUCCCUUUUUCGGAACUGUGGCAGUUUUACUGUUGGUGAUACCUGUUGUAGUGGCAUUUAUUUGUUGGAGACGCAAAGCAGGAAGAAGUGGAGAGAACAUGAUUACUGAAGGAUGUUCAGAUAAUAAAGGAAAUCCGGAGGAUCAGACUGUUCCUGAUGUCACUUACUCUACUGGAACCCACAUAAACACAGCUGGAGCAGCACGGGUUCAGAUCAACGAUGGAGAAGAAACUGAAAACGCCAGCAUUAUAACAAACUAAUCCACGGUGAAUAAGUAAAAUAAUAAGAAUAGCAGUAAAACAGUGUGCUGCAUCACAGACAGGUAUCUUAUGCAGUGAGAAUAAAUGCCACUACUAAAGCAAGAAACCCAAUUAACAUAAUACAGCAAGUCUCCUUUCACUGCAGCCACAACUGCACCUCCAGGAUACAUCAUCUCCAGCAUCAAUAUAAACCUAAUCAAAUGGUUUUCCAGGAUUUUUUUUUUGCUUUUUUGUGCAAUUCUUCUGUGCAGUUUUCCUGGGGAUUUGAAAGGGAUGCAAAUGUGGUGUUUUUGUGCAGAUUUUAAGGAAAACAAAAAGCUUGAAAAAGCUAAACAAUUGUUUUAAACUGUUUUGACUGACCUUUCCUCAUGAUGUCCAGCUUUUCAUAAAAAAAAUGAAAAUGGCGUUGUCAGUACAUCUGGAAUCAAAGAGAACUAUUAAAUAGUAUUUUUAUGAUUCUUGAAUUAAAGUUUAGGAUUAAACAGAGCAUCAGUUGAUAGUUGGAGGUUUUAGGAAUUUAAAGAGAUUUUUUUGCAGGAUUGUUUUUGUUUACCACAAGGAACCUCACAUCAUUUGGAAAUCAGUAAUGAUAUUAAACAUGGCACAAUAUUUCCAGCAAUAUUUUAACAGAAAUGUGUUUAUUCUCAAAAUAACGAAAAAAUUUACUUUACUUUUACUUUACUACACAUCCAUAAUCUUUUUUUAUUAUUAUUAUUUCCUCUUUCUUUCUUUGUAGGCUGUGAUUUUUAUACUUCAUUCAUGUUUUAAAAAUGUUGUUUUGAAAUGCUUGAUUAAUAAAAAAAGAAUUGUUAUUUUUUAAAGCAAACUAGCUAGUAAAAAGCCUCCAUGAUUGACAUGUAAUAUUAGAGAUGCUGAUAGGAUUCCUUUUUCCCACAAAUUCCCAUAUUUCAAUUUAUCCCUCCAGUGCUGUGAUUAUUUAACACCAACCCGUUUCUGUGCUCAGAUUGGCUCAGAAAUGAAUUUUCUAGAAGGCUUUUCCAUCAUCAUGUUUUGUGUAAGAAGUUUUAUCUAUGCUUUUCAGUAAAGAGAAACAAACUAAAAAAAAGGUGAUUUUCACUUUCUUACAAACAUGCAAUGUAUUUGAAGGCCUGUUAGUGGAUUUAUUACAAUCUGUGUGUAAUGGUGUUCCACAGCGGAAAAAUGCCAUCAUCUGUCCGCUGCUAAAUAAUAUAAAUAAAUGCUACUAAUCAGUGCCAUCUGCUGGUCAAAAUAAAAAAUUGCAGAAUCCGUGAGAUACUUUAAA
Molecule: messenger RNA, 3264 nt
Organism: Silurus meridionalis
Lineage: Eukaryota; Metazoa; Chordata; Actinopteri; Siluriformes; Siluridae
Product: polymeric immunoglobulin receptor-like
Exons: 12
Coding region: 72-2000 (642 amino acids)
Biological process (GO): T cell costimulation; cell surface receptor signaling pathway; negative regulation of T cell proliferation
Cellular component (GO): external side of plasma membrane
Source: RefSeq, a predicted model, not a curated record